Messenger RNA from Meloidogyne enterolobii, 381 nucleotides. NCBI's taxonomy places the organism in Eukaryota, Metazoa, Nematoda, Chromadorea, Rhabditida, Meloidogynidae. The record is from the annotation of a GenBank genome assembly.
UUUCCGGAAAUUUUAUAUGUAUUUUUAAGGAAAUACACUCGUGAUUCUUUUAUUUGGUAUAAUCACAACUGUAUAAGAAAAAAGAAGAAAUGCAAAUAUUCAAAGUCUGAGGACAAUUCGUGUAGAGGCAAAAUGAAGAUUCCAGAAAAACCGGAAGGGGAACGAUUUGGCUUUUAUAGAAUUGAGCUUACUGAGGAUGGUUUUGAACAUUUUGUGUCAGAAUUUGAAGAGGAGGAUGAUGACUAUGGAAAUUUUAUUUUUGAAUUUUUUAAAGAAUUUAAUAGCAAUAAUACUGUAAACGAGGUUACGGUAGGAAAAAUUUUUAGAGUUGCUGACUUGGGGCAUUUAAUAUGGCAAGGAAUAUUGGGAAAUUAUAACUAG